AUGUCUAGUUACGCGCAAGUGCAGGCCGCCGCCGGGGUGUUCAAGUGCCUCAUCGCGGGCGAGUGGAGGGAGUCGGAGUCCGGGAAGACGGUGGCAAUCGAGAAUCCCUCGACUGGCGAGAAAGUGUUCCAAGUGCAAGCAUGCACGCAACGCGAGGUCGAUGAGGCCUUCGCGGCGGCCAAGAAGGCCCAGAAGGAGUGGGCGAGGACGCCGCUCUGGAAGCGCGCCGAGCUCCUGAAGAAGGCCGCGAGCGAGAUGCGCAGCGACCCGGGCCCCAUCGCCGCGUGCCUCGUCACGGAGGUCGCCAAGGGCGCCAAGGACAGCCGCAGCGAGGUGGUGCGCAGCGCCGACCUGAUCGACUACACCGCGGAGGAGGGCGUCCGGAAGCUCAGCGAGGGCAGGCUCGUCACGUCCGACGCCUUCUCCGGCCAGAAGCGCUCCAAGCUGUGUUUGGCACAGCGCGUGCCGCUCGGCGUGGUCCUGGCCAUCCCGCCCUUCAACUACCCGGUGAACCUCGCGGUGUCGAAGAUCGCGCCGGCGCUCAUCGCGGGCAACGCGGUGGUCAUGAAGCCCCCGACGCAGGGCGCGGUCGCCGGCCUCCACAUGGCGGACUGUUUCGUGCGCGCCGGAGUGCCCCCCGGGGUACUCUCCGUGGUCACGGGCCGCGGGAGCGAGAUCGGGGACUACCUGACGCAGCACCCGAGCGUGUCGUGCAUCUCGUUCACGGGCGGCGACACCGGCAUCGGCAUCGCGCGCCGCGCCGGCAUGGUGCCGCUCCAGAUGGAGCUGGGCGGAAAGGACGUGUGUAUCGUGCUGCCGGACGCGGACCUGGACCUGGCGGCGCAGCACAUCGUGAAGGGGGGCUUCUCGUACUCCGGGCAGCGGUGCACGGCGGUGAAGCUGGUCGUGGCGGUCACGGAGGCCGUGGGCGACGCGCUGGCGGCAAAGGUGGCGGCGCGCAUGGGCAAGCUGACGGUGGGGCGGCCGGAGGACGACUGCACGGUGACGCCGGUGAUCAGCAAGUCGUCGGCGGACUUUAUCCAGGGGCUGGUCGAGGACGCGGUCGCGAAGGGCGCGCGCGUGGUGGGCCACGUGGAGGGUUGCGCGCCGGAGUGGCGCCGCGAGGGCAAUCUGAUCUGGCCGCUGUUCCUGGACGGCGUGACGCGCGACAUGCGGCUGUGCUGGGAGGAGCCGUUCGGGCCGGUCGUGCCGAUGGUGCGCGUGUCGGACGCGGCGGCGGCGGUGGCGCUGUGCAACGACAACCGCCUCGCGCUGCAGGGCUGCGUGUUCACGCGCGACGUGAACGCGGCGGUGCGCAUCUCCGACGAGAUGGAGACCGGCACGGUGCAGGUGAACGCGGCGCCGGCGCGCGGGCCCGACCACUUCCCGUUCCAGGGGUUCCGGGACUCGGGCAUCGGGUCCCAGGGAGUGCCAAACUCCAUUGAUAUGAUGACCAAGGUGAAGAGCACGGUGAUCAACCUGGACCAGCCGAGCUACUCGCUCGGGUGA
This is a messenger RNA of Pedinophyceae sp. YPF-701, 1509 nucleotides long. NCBI's taxonomy places the organism in Eukaryota, Viridiplantae, Chlorophyta, Pedinophyceae. The record is from the annotation of a GenBank genome assembly.